ACACCCAACAGAACUUAGAAUUCUGAUAACUAGGCACCCAUAUUCUAGAGACAGCCCCAUUUCCAGCUCACUUGGUAGGCGACGCUCGAGAGAACAUGUUCUCCUGCUGUAUCCUGACAUGUUGCCGACCUCCUCAUCGCAGAAGAGGCCAACAUGAAAGUCUUUCCCGAGAAUACAGACAUUGGUUCAACUCUAACCCUCGACGCCUCUGGCCCUUUGCCAGAAGGCACCCACAGUAUGAAAAUGAGAUCUGCAAGAUGAGAACUCUCCAGCCCAGCACAUGGGAGAAGCUGUUGGAGUCCCUGGUUCCAGCCUUUCUAACUAAACCCAUCUCCCCCUAUGCCACCUGCCUGGGCCCCUCCUGGGAGUUUAUCACUGUGCCACACUUUUUGGAACUACUAGUUAGAAGAACCAUCAGCUCCACUUUGUUCACCUGGCCCCGUGAAAACACUUCAGUUUGCUAUCAGCCCCCGCAACGAUCAUCUUUCUGGAUAAAGCUGGCCUUCAGGAACUUCACCUGGCCUGGACUGGGCUUGGAGGACCAUCAGGAAAUUGUCCUAGGCCAGUUGGUGCUUCCGGAGCUCAACAAGGCCAAGCCAGAUGAUCCUGCUCCACCUCUUGGGCAACACACAUUAACAAUGCUGGCCCUGGAGCCAGCACCACCACUGCUGGUGGACCUGGAGCCUGCUCUGGAGACAGAGUCAUGUGCAGCCCUGGGUGCGCCAGGGUAUCUACAUUCAGCACCAGGGCCAGCACCAGCACCAGGGGAAGGGCCGCCACCAGGGACAGUGCUGGAGCCACAGUCAGCUCCAGAGUCCCCCUGUCCCUGUCCCAGGACUGUAAAGAACCAAACCAGUGAGGAGCUGCCUGACAUGACGACCUUCCCUCCCAGGCUGCUGGCAGAGCAGCUGACCCUCAUGGAUGCGGAGCUGUUCAAGAAGGUGGUGCUCUACGAAUGCUUGGGCUCCACCUGGGGCCGACGACAUAAGAAGGGGAAUGAGCACGUGGCACCCACAGUUCGUGCCACCAUCGCACACUUCAACAGGCUCACCAACUGUGUCACCACCUCCUGCCUCGGGAACCACUGCAUGAGGGCCCGGGACAGGGCCAGGGUGGUGGAGCACUGGAUCAAGGUGGCCAGAGAGUGCCUAAGCCUCAACAACUUCUCCUCGGUGCAUGCCAUCGUCUCUGCUCUGCACAGCAACCCAAUACAUCGGCUACACAAGACGUGGGCAGGAGUGUCCAGCAAAAGCACAAAAUAUCUAAAAGAACUCUGCAAAAAAGACACUGCAGUGAAGAGGGACCUGCUGAUCAAGGCGGGGAGCUUUAAGGUGGCCACCCAGGAGAGGAACCCCCAGAGAGCCCAGAUGAGGCUGCAGAGGCAGAAGAAGGUGAGUGAGCCUGUGGUAUGGACGGGCCGCAGGGGAUCAGAGGACAGGGCUCCUUUCCCUGCCAGCUGGAGGCCUCCUUAUCAAGACAGCGGGGGCUUCCUCCCCAGCCCUGUCCUCCUGUGGCCACUGGGCCUGGAAAACCUCCAUUUGAGAGACCAGAGCAAGAGUAUGAGAAAGCUGGACUCAAGAGUGUCUGUGGGGAAGGGUAAGGCUGGGACCACAGGCCCUUGUGACUUGUUAAAAUCCCACCAUAGAGGUAACUAG
This is a messenger RNA of Pongo pygmaeus (Bornean orangutan), 1655 nucleotides long. RefSeq names its product ral guanine nucleotide dissociation stimulator like 4 (gene RGL4). Gene Ontology annotation, molecular function: guanyl-nucleotide exchange factor activity. The transcript has 8 exons. Gene Ontology annotation, cellular component: plasma membrane. Bases 96 to 1655 code for a protein of 519 amino acids. Gene Ontology annotation, biological process: Ras protein signal transduction. The record is from RefSeq and is a predicted model, not a curated record. NCBI's taxonomy places the organism in Eukaryota, Metazoa, Chordata, Mammalia, Primates, Hominidae.